This is a messenger RNA of Ceratotherium simum simum (southern white rhinoceros), 2072 nucleotides long. Its product is annotated as tropomyosin-like. The record is from RefSeq and is a predicted model, not a curated record. Lineage: Eukaryota; Metazoa; Chordata; Mammalia; Perissodactyla; Rhinocerotidae.
GCAGCUGCAACGCCAAGCGGAGGAGGCAGGAACCUGAGUGUGAGCAGGAGCUGGGUGGGCACCAUGGCCGGGACCACCACCAUCGAGGCGGUGAAGCACAAGAUCCAGGUUCUGCAGCAGCAGGCAGAUGAUGCAGAGGAGAGGGCCGAGCGCCUCCAGUGGGGAGUGGAGGGAGAAAGGCGGGCCCAGGAACAGGCUGAGGCUGAGGUGGCCUCCUUGAACCGUGGGAUCCAGCUGGUUGAAGAGGAGCUGGACCGCACUCAGGAGCGCCUGGCCACUGUCCUGCAAAAGCUGGAGGGAGCUGAGGAAGCUGCUGCUGAGAGGAGAGGUAUGAAGGUUAGCGAAAGCCGAGCCUUGAAAGAUGAAGAGAAGAUGGCGCUCCAGGAAGUCCAACUCAAAGAAGCUAAGCACAUUGCGGAAGAGGGAGACAGGAAGUAUGAAGAGGUGGCUCAUAAGUUGCUGAUGAUUGAGGGGGACUUGCAGCGCACCGAGGAACGAGCUGAGCUGGCAGAGUCCCGUUGCCGAGAGAUGGAUGAGCAGAUCAGACUGAUGGGCCAGAAUGUGAAGUGUCUGAGUGCUGCUGAAGAAAAGGGCUCUCAAAAAGAAGACAAAUAUGAGGAAGAGAUCGAGAUGCUUACUGAUAAACUCCAGGAGGCAGAGACCCGUGCUGAGUUUGCUGAGAGAUGGGUAGCCAAGCUGGAAAAGACAACUGAUGAUUUGGAAGAGAAACUGAAAUGCACCAAAGAGGAGCACCUCUGUACACAAAGGAUGCUGGACCAGACUCUGCUUCACCCGAACGAGAUGCAGAGCACCACAGUCCUGCCCCGCCACUCCUCCUCCCUCUCACCCCGACUCCACCUCAGGCCAGCCCGCCCGAAGCUGACCUUUAAACUGAGGGCUGAUCUUCAACUGGAAGGCUGCUUUCUCCUUUCGCCACCUCUCCCACCCCCACCCCUGUGUCUUUUUUGCCCACUGUCUCUGCCUCUCCCCAGAGAUUCCAGUUGGGCUAGAGGCUGAGCACCUUUGGGAACAACAUUUAAGGGAAUGUGAGCACAAUGCAAAGUGUCUCUAAAAGCAUGUUGUGAUGUACACACCUUUUUUGUUGUUGUUGAUGUAGCAACCAUUUGUAAAACAUUCCAAAUAAUUCCGCAGUUCUGAAGCAGCAGUCUAAUCCCUUUCUCACUUUUGGAAGGUAACUUUUUAGCUUAACGCAUAUUGCCCUCUCCAUAGAGGAAGGAAAGAGGUAUGGGCCUGCCUUACUGAAAGCCAAACAGAGCCCAGAGAAAGACUCCACUAUGGGAAACCUCAUCACUCUGUACAAAGUACCAGCCAAACCACAAGGGUGAUUCCAGGAGUUAGCAAAAAAGAAAAAAGUGCUGUUCAGGUUUUCAGCUUUAAGGUAUCUUUGGGCAAUUUUAUUUUUAUUUUUUUCAUCAGAAGUGACCAAACAAAUUAAGACGGUGAUACCUCUCUCUGAGACCAAAUCCUUGUCACAUCUCUACUCCCUUCCCAACUACUCAGAGAAUGGAUCAUGUGCACCUUACGUCGAGGUGACCACUUAUCUGCUCUCCUGCCUCCUUGAAAGAAAGGAAGGAAAAUUAUGUUUUGGCCACUGAUUUAGCCAUAUGAAACUCAUCUCAUCACCCUUUUCUGGGUCUGAAACUGCUUUCUCUAAAAGUGCCAUCUCGUUGUGCUUCGUAUCAGUUAGUGCUGGAGAAAUCUUGAAUAGCUUAUGUACGAAACUGUUUCUAAAUUUUAUAUUAUUUUGAAACAUUGCUUCUUGGGGGCUGGGGCAUCCUGGCCACCUCAUUUGGCUGUGAGAGCUCUCUACAGUCUGGGCCGGCAGUGUGCUGAUCUUCUGAAGUUUCUUUCCCUACCCAAUCCUCCCUUUUUGGUGAGGUUUCUGUGAGGUCUAUUAGGUGUGCAUCCUGCAGCUUACUGGCUAAAAAUGUACUCUCCUUUGGUGUGGUCUCUGUGGGGACCAAUUGGGAGAAAGAGAAACCAAUAGUGCAACUGUUUUGAUACUGAAAAUUGACAAGUGUCUUUUUGAAAUAAAGAACCAGUCCCUCCAA